GCAGCAUACUGGUGAGCAGCCACACAAAUGUGAGUUGUGUGGCUGGCAAGGUCGGGAUCACAAUGCAUUAAGAAGACACAAACUCAUUCAUCUUCACUUAAAGCCAUUGAAAUGUCCACAUGAUUUCUGCUUAUAUGAGAGCUGUCAUUCAGCAUACUUCAGGAGGCAUAUUGCAAAAAAGCACCCUAAAGCAGAGGACAUAUAUAAGUGUCAGGUUUGUUCAAUGGAAACCCCCAUAUUGCAAGACUAUAUAACUCAUUCAACAAAUCAUAUGAAGCAGUUGGUUAAAGAUGCCUUUAAAAAAAGGAGUGACUCUUUGGAUAUUAAGAAAGAUAUUGAAAGUUCUGAUGCAGAGAAAAUCAAGUUAGAAUCCAAAGACAAAGAUAAUUUUAAAAUGGAAAAGCAUAAACAAGGAGAAGACAGCAGCACAGUUCAAGAUAUUAAUUCAGAAUCAGUUGUGUUUGAUUCUGUGAGUAAUUCAGAAAGGUGAAGGAUUACUUUAAGAAACUUACAUGGAAAGAUACAAGAGAACGAGAAAGCUCAAAGGAAAUAAAGAACCUGUUGUCAUCAAAUUGAAUGGAUGCUGUGAAGGUUGAGAAAAUAAAGCGAGCUAUCAUGCAUUUCUUCAGGUGGGUACAACCAAUAAAAAUAACCAUUGCUAAUAAAAAGGAAAUCCUUGAUACUUUCAGA
Cherax quadricarinatus is the source of this 690-nucleotide messenger RNA. The record is from RefSeq and is a predicted model, not a curated record. Lineage: Eukaryota; Metazoa; Arthropoda; Malacostraca; Decapoda; Parastacidae.